This is a messenger RNA of Homalodisca vitripennis (glassy-winged sharpshooter), 619 nucleotides long. RefSeq lists its product as uncharacterized. NCBI's taxonomy places the organism in Eukaryota, Metazoa, Arthropoda, Insecta, Hemiptera, Cicadellidae. The record is from RefSeq and is a predicted model, not a curated record. The annotation marks the transcript as partial. The transcript has 4 exons.
AUGACUCCCAGAUUCCAGGAAUUAGGUCUGAGGACAGCGUCGGAUACCAGACGCUGGAAUAAAAAGAAGAAAACUAUCGUGUCCAGCAUCUCUGAUGACAAUCCCGACUUCGAAUUAGAAGGCUACACUGUCAUCGGAGUGUGUUACUCACUCCUUGCAGCAAGUCUGUUCUUUGGCCCGUAUCUUAAUAUAGCAAUAGGACCUAAAUUAACAAUGAUCAUCUCUGCUGUUGGAUUCAUGAAUCUGUGGGGUAACCUGUUUGUCUAUUACAUAUUCUACGGAAAGCAGCAUAUUGACCAGUUCACAAGAAGAACAGUGCUAUACUUAUUGGCGGGAAUAAACAUACUGGCAAUAGUAUCACUCAUGACUCUUCCCAAGUCUUCCAGUGAAAGUAAAACAGAGAGCUACAGUCCUUCAAAAACAGUAAAAAAGUGUUUUGCCAUCCUUAAGUCACGGAAGAUGCAUUGGCUAAUGUUCACAUUCAUCUAUACAGGUUUGCAAGAAGCAUUUGGAGAUGGAAUAUAUAGUCCGAGUAUUGUGAUUCACUUUGGCAUUUGGAAUUACGGCAAGGAGUUGGUAGCACUAAGUGGUAUCUUAAUGAGUAUCGGCAGUCUAAUUG